AUGGAUAAGCUUUCUGGUCUCGCAUCCAAGCUCGGCGGUGGCAGCAGCUCCUCCGGCUCGAACACCAACCAGGCUGCUGGUAAUGAGGAUUAUCUUGACAAGGGUCUCGAUUCCGUUGAAAAGAAGUACGGCGGCGGCAAGGUCGACCCCGCUAAGAUGCGCUCUACAAACGAGAAGAUUACCGAUACCGUGCGUGAGAAGUUCGAGGGUGCUACUGGCAAGAAUGUCCCCGACAAGUUCUCCAACUAG
Messenger RNA from Penicillium pulvis, 249 nucleotides. RefSeq lists its product as uncharacterized. NCBI's taxonomy places the organism in Eukaryota, Fungi, Ascomycota, Eurotiomycetes, Eurotiales, Aspergillaceae. The coding region runs from base 1 to 249 and encodes 82 amino acids. The transcript has 3 exons. The record is from RefSeq and is a predicted model, not a curated record.